Myotis lucifugus (little brown bat) is the source of this 924-nucleotide messenger RNA. RefSeq names its product tubulin--tyrosine ligase-like protein 12. The record is from RefSeq and is a predicted model, not a curated record. The annotation marks the transcript as partial. The transcript is spliced from 7 exons. Lineage: Eukaryota; Metazoa; Chordata; Mammalia; Chiroptera; Vespertilionidae.
AGGUUCUAGCUCUUCAUGUGUGUUCAUCGUGAAUCCUCCCAACAACCCUCUGAGGUGUUCGACGCGGGGGAGAUGUUUGGGAUCAUGCAAGUGGAGGAAGUGGAGGAGGAGAGUGAGGACGAGGCCGCACGGGAAGCGCACAAGAAGAAGCCCAACCCGGGCAGCGAGCUCUGCUACAAGGUCAUCGUGACCAACGAGAACGGGCUCCAGGCGGCCGACCCCAACAGCAUCUUCCUCAUCGACCACGCCUGGACGUGCCGCGUGGAGCACGCCCGCCAGCAGCUACAGCAGAUCCCGGGGCUGCUGCACCGCAUGGCCAACCUGAUGGGCGUUGAGUUCCACGGGGAGCUGCCCAGCGCCGAGGCCGUGGACCAGGUGCUGGGGGAGAUGUGGAAGUUCAACCAGACCUACCAGCUGUCCCACGGGACGGCCGAGGAGAAGGUGCCGGUGUGGUACAUCAUGGACGAGUUCGGCUCGCGCAUCCAGCACGCGGACGUGCCCAGCUUCGCCACGGCGCCCUUCUUCUACAUGCCCCAGCAGGUGGCCUACACGCUGCUGUGGCCCCUGAGGGACCUGGACACAGGCGAGGAGGUGACCCGGGACUUUGCCUACGGAGAGACGGACCCCCUGGUCCGGAGGUGCAUGCUGCUGCCCUGGGCGCCCACCGACCUGCUGGACGUCAGCUCCCACACGCCCGAGCCGCCCGCUGAGCACUACCAGGCCAUUUUGGAGGAAAACAAAGAGAAGCUGCCACUGGCCAUCGACCCGGUGGUGCGUCCCAGCGACCACAUCUUCAGGGUCCACACAGACGUGCAGCAGGUGCUCAGCCACCUCACGCACCCCCGCUUCACCUUCACGCAGAGCGAGGCGGACGCCGACAUCCUCUACAACUUCUCCCACUUCAAGGACUACAGGUGCGGCCCU